UACUUGGGAGGCUGAAGCAGGAGAAUCACUUGAACCUGGGAGGCAGAGGCUGCAGUGAGCCAAGAUCACAACACUGCACUCCAGCCUGAGUGACAGAGCGAGACUCUGCCUCAACAACAACAACAACAAUAAAAACUUCACAGUUUCUAAAAAGACCACGAAGCCCUGAGAGUAAUGAAAAGGUUCCUGAAAUUGAGGUCACUGUGGAAGAUGGGACCAUCUAGUUGCAGGAAAAGAAGGUCAAGACUCCCACUCAUUCUACAUUAUGCUGGAUCUACCAUGAAAGACUUCAGAGUUCAGGAAGAGAGACUGACUGGGCAACAUCUUAUUCAGGGUCUUGCUCUGUUGUCCAGGCUGGAGUGGGGUAGUGCUAUCACAGCUGACUGCAUCCUCAACCUCUCAGGCUCAAGCAGUCCUCCCACCUCAGCCUCCCAGGUGGCUGAGACUGUACGUGCUUGCCACAAUGCCCAACUAAUAUUUGGACUUUUCCUAUACAUGGGUUCCAAAGGGCUGACUGCGAAACGAAGUGACCUCAUAAUGACUCAAGCUACCACUUAGUGUUGAUUGUGAUGAAAUGCCAGCUGUGGCAUAUGCCUUGGGAGCUAAGUGGCUGCUGCACUUGACCACUAUGAAGACUGGUGUGGAAGGGUCCUUCUGGAUGUACUUGGGCAGGGUCCCCAACGCCGGAGCCAUGGAACUGUAAGGAUCCACACAGCCGGAGGUGAAUGGUGUUGAAUGAGGGAAGCUUCAUCUGUGUUUACAGCCACUCCCCAUUGCUCACAUUCCCGCCUGAGCUCUGCCUUCUCUCAGAUCAGCAGCAGCAUUAGAUUCUCAUAGGAGCAUGCACCCCAUUGUGAACCAUGCAUGUGAGGGAUCUACGUUGUGCUGUCCCUAUGAGAAUCUAAUGCCUGAUGCUCUGUCACUUUCUCCAAUAUUAUCUUCAAGUGAGCCGCUCCUGGCCCAAUUCCUGUCUCCCGUUGGCCUAUAGAGGCCAAGCCUCUGCCUCAUGAUGGCCUCUGCAGGUCGAGCUCCUCCUCCUGGUUCCAUCUACAGGCCCAACACUUUCCUCAAAUAAACUCUUCUGCCCAGCUCCUGUCCAGCUCACGGCAGCCACUGUAGGCAUGAAAAUUCCUCAAUUCAAGCUCUGUAGGCCCACCUUCUGCCUCCCACUGGCCUGGACAUGCCCAGCUCCGACCUGACAAUGGUCUCUACAGGCCCAGCUCAUCGGGCUCUGAGGGACCUCUCCAGGCCAAGCUCUUACCUCACGGAGGCUUCUCCAGGUCGUUUCUCCCUGUCUUUAGGCAGUGGUGACAGGUCAGCUCCUCCUUCACACUGGCCUCGUUUGGGCAGGUCCUGCCUCUUGCAGCCUCUCAAAGCCCAGCUCCUGCCUCUGAGUGGCUUCUGCACACCCAAAUGUCCUCCAGUCAGCCUGUCCUGCUGAGCUCCUGCGUCCUGGCUGAGCUCCUGCCUCCUGUCGGCCUCUAUAAACCCAGCCUCUGCUGUAUGGUGGUCUCUCCAGGCCCAGCUCUUCCUCCUGGCAGUGUAUACAGGUCCAACUCCUGCUUCCCAAUGGACUCUUUAGGCCAGGCUCAUGCCUUACGGCGGCCUUUCCUGGCCCAGCUUUUGCCUGUUGGCAUACCCUCCAGGCCCACAAUGUACUCAGAUCAGCCACUCCAUUCGCAACUCUUCUUCCUGGCUGUGUCUACAGGCCCAACUGCUGCCUCACAACACCCUCUUUUGGCCCAGCUCCUGCCCAGCACCUGGUGGCCUCUAUAUGCCCCAGACUUCUUAAAGUCAACUUUGCUAGGCCCACCUUUGGCCUCCCAGCGGCUUUGACAGGAGCAGCUCUUGCCUCAUGGCAGCUUCCCAACGCCAGGUUUCUGCCUGCAUUGUGGCAUCCUUGAUGGACCCAACUCUUGCUUUAUGCCGGCCUUCCGACACCAAGUUUCUGCCUGCCUCAUGGCAGUAUCCGAUAGGCCCAGCUCCUGCCUCUAAUGGCCUGGUUAGGCUCAUCUCAUCCCUCAAGGUGGCCACCCCAGAUGAAGCUCCUGCCUCUUGGCAGCCUUUAGAGGCCCAGCUCAUGCAUCUUAUUGCCUCUUGAAGCCCAGCUCAUUCCUCAAAACGGCCUAUCCACGCCCAGCUUUUCCCUUUGGUGGCUUCUCCAGGCCCAGAAAUUCCUCAGUUCGGCUUCGCAAGGUGAAGUUGCUGCCUCCCUGUGCCUUCUCCAGGCCCAGUUCUUCCUCCCAGCUGGGUCUACAGUCCCAUCUCCUGACUCAAAACAACCUAUUUUGGCUCGGCUCCUGCCCAGCACCUGGCGGCCUUUGUAGGCCUAAAGCUUCCUCAAGUCAAGCGUUCCAGGCCCAGAUCAUGCUGCCCAGGGGCCUUCACAGGCCCAGCUACUGCCUGACGAUGGCUUCCCCAGGCCCAGGUCUUGCCUUCCCCCAGCCUCCCGAGGCCCAGCCCUUGCCUCACAGUUGCUUUCCCAGUCCACGUUACAGCCUGCUACCCGACGGCCUUGACAGACCAAACUCUUCCUUCACACUGGACAGUUUAGGACAAGCUCAUACGUCUUCCAGCCUCUCCGGGUCAAGCUCCUGCCUCACACUGGCCUCUAUAGGCCCAGGUGCUGAAUCGCAGUGGUCUGUUUAGGUCCAUCUCAUGCCUCUCUCGGACUCUCCAAGCGACGAUCUGGCCUGACACUGGCUUCUGUGGGCCACGUGAUCACUCACACUGGCCUCUUUAGGAUCAGGGGAUGCCUCUCCACAGGCCGAGAUCCUGCCUGUUGUAGGCCCCUUCAGGAUGCGCCGCUGCCUGACAGUGGACCCUCCAGGCCUAGAUGUUACGUGAUCAUGGCCUCUGCAGGUCAAGAAUUUAAAUUUUCGCAGCCUCUAUAGGCCAGGCUACUGCCUCCUGAUAAUGGCUUCUGCAGGCCCAAAUCGUCGUGAAAUAAGCCUUGCCAGGAACAGCGAAUGUGUGUUGGGUACCCGAACAACCAUAGCUUCUCCCCCACAGUGGCCCAUGGGGGCCGGGCUCUUGCCUCAGCCUGGCCACCUCAGGCCCAGUUCUUGCCUGUUGGCGGCCGCUCCAGGCCCGGCUCCUGCCCCUCGGCCUCCUCUCCAGGCCCAGAACUGGUUCCCGUAGGCCUCUCCAGGCCCAGCUCUCCAGGCCAGCUCCACGGGCCCAGCUCCUGCCUCAUGACAACCAUGUUCGACCCAGCUCCUGCCCAGCUCCUGGCAGCCGUUGUAGGCCCCAGGCUUCCCUGCGUUCAGGCCUCCCAGGCCCACCUUCGGCUUCCCGGCGGCCCCGAGAGACCCGGCUCCUGCCUGUCAGCAGCCUCUCCCGGCCCAGCUGCAGCCUCACGUCGGCCUCCCCAGGCCACGUUUCCGCCUGCCUCGUGGCAGACCCGGCAGGCCCGGCUCCCGCCUGACUGGGGCCUCUUGAAGAGGCUCAUCUCGUGCCCGGCCGCGGCCUCCCCAGGCCAGGCUCCUGCCUCCCGGCAGCCUCCGCAGGCCCGGCUCCUGCUUCCCGAUGGCCUAUCUAGACCCGGCUCCUGCCUCGCCGCGGCCCUUGAGGCCCAGCUUUUCCCUUGGGGCGGUCUCUCCAGGCCCAGAACUUCCUCAAGUCGGCCUCCUCCGGCCCAGUGGCUGCCUCCUGGCCUCCUCUCCGGGCCCAGCACUUUCCUCACGGCUGCGCCCUCGGGCCCAGCUCCCGCCUCCAAACAGCCUCCUUCGACUCGGCUCCUGCCCAGCUCCCGGUGGCCUUCGUAGGUCUGAAGCCUCCUCCGGUCCAGCUCUCCAGGCCCACCUCUUGCCUCGCCUCGCCUCGCAGCGGCCUUUCCAGGCCCAGCUCCCGCCUCCCGGCGACCUUACCCGGCCACGCUCGUGCCGGCCUCCCGGCAGCCUCCAUCAGCCCAGCUCUUGCCUCACGCUGGCCCCUCUGGGCCCAGCUCAUGCCUUGCGGUGGCCUCUCCGGGCCCAGCUCCCGCCCAGCCCGACGGUGCCUCCGGGCCCCUAGCUGCCUUCCUUGACGUCUGUCCCUCUCGGCCCAGCUCCUGCCUCCCGCCGAUGGCCUGUGCAGGCCCAAAGCCUCCCGAAGUCGGCCUCGCCAGGCCCGGCUCCUGCCCGGCGUAGGCCCCUAGGGGCGCGGACUCUGCCCCACACUGGCCCCUGCGGGCCCGGCUCUUGCCUCAGCAUGGCCGCCUCAGGCCCAGCUCCUGCCUGUUGGCGGUCUCUCCAGGCCCGGCUCCUGCCCCUGGGCCUCCUCUCCAGGCCCAGAACUGGUUCCAGUUGGCCUCUCCAGGCCCGGCUCUCCCUCCUGGCCGCGUCCACCGGCCCAGCUCCUGCCUCACAACCACGUUCGACCCAGCUCCUGCCCAGCUCCUGGCAGCCAUUGUAGGCCCCAGGCUUCCUUGCGUUUAGGCCUCCCGGGCCCACCUUCGGCUUGCUGGCGGCCCCGAGAGACCCGGCUCCUGCCUGCCAGCGGCCUCUCCCAGCCCAGCUGCGGCCUCACGUCGGCCUCCCCAGGCCACGUUUCCGCUGGACUAGCGGCAGCCCCGGCAGGCCCGGCUCAAGCCUGACGGGGGCAUCUUGAAGAGGCUCAUCUCGUGCCCAGCCGCGGCCUCCCCAGGCCAGGCUCCUGCCUGCCGGCAGCCUCUGCAGGCCCGGCUCCUGCGGCCCGAUGGCCUCUCUAGGCCCCGCUCGUGCCUCGCCGUGGCCUCUUGAGGCCCAGCUUUUCCCUUGUGGCGGCCUCUCCAGGCCCAGAACUUCCUCAAGUCGGCCUCCCCCGGUCCAGUGGCUGCCUCCCGGCCUCCUCUCUGGGCCCAGCUCUUUGCUCGCGGCUGCGCCCGCGGGCCCAGCUCCCGCCUCCAAACAGCCUCCUUCGACUCGGCUCUUGCCCAGCUCCCGGCGGCCUUCGUAGGCCCGAAGCCUCCUCCGGUCCAGCUCUCCAGGCCCACCUCUUGCCUUGCCUCGCCUCGCAGCGACCUUUCCAGGCCCAGCUCCCGCCUCCCGGCGGCCUUCCACGGCCACGCUCGUGCCGGCCUCCCGGCAGCCUCCACCAGCCUGACUCCUGCCUCACGCUGGCCCCUCUGGGCCCAGCUCAUGCCUUGCGGUGGCCUCUCCGGGCCCAGCUCCCGCCCAGCCCGACGGUGCCUCCGGGCCCCUAGCUGCCUUCCUCGAUGUCUGUCCCUCUCGGCCCAGCUCCUGCCUCCCGCCGAUGGCCUGUGCAGGCCCAAAGCGUCCCAAAGUAGGCCUCGCCAGGCCCACCUCCUGCCCAGCGUAGGCCCCGAGGGGCGCGGCCCCUGCCCCAUACUGGCCUCUUUUGGGCCCUCUCUUACACCAGGCCGUCUCAGGAUUGUCUCUUCACGCCCAUCUUCUGCCUCAUAGUGGUCACUCAAGGCCUUGCUUUUGCUUCAUGAUUGCGUUUUCUGGUUUUGCUCUUGCCUUGUAUUCCCUUCUUCGGGAUACAGCUUUUACGUCUUCCAUGGUGAACCUCAUCAAGGAGACUAAAUCUUCCCUGGUCUGUCAUUUUUUUCACUUCACACCAGAGUGCCUUGGGAAAACCCCAUCUCUUCUUUUAACCUUGAGAGUGGAUUUCUGACGAAUUGAUAAUAAAUUUUUUCUCUGUGGUUUCA
This is a messenger RNA of Pan troglodytes (chimpanzee), 5632 nucleotides long. RefSeq lists its product as uncharacterized. The record is from RefSeq and is a predicted model, not a curated record. Lineage: Eukaryota; Metazoa; Chordata; Mammalia; Primates; Hominidae. Bases 175 to 558 code for a protein of 127 amino acids. The transcript has 6 exons.